Adineta ricciae is the source of this 2283-nucleotide messenger RNA. Lineage: Eukaryota; Metazoa; Rotifera; Eurotatoria; Adinetida; Adinetidae. The record is from the annotation of a GenBank genome assembly.
AUGGCGACAUCAAAUACAGGUGAAGCAGUCCGUGUUAUAGUUCGUUGUCGACCGAUGAAUCAACGUGAGCUAGAUCUUGCAUGUCGAACUGUUAUUACUAUGAAUAUGCAAUUAAAUCAAGUUCUGUUGGAAACAAUCGACGAACGAAAUGAACCACCCAAGCAAUUCACAUUUGAUGCAGUGUAUCCUGAGAACUCAAAUACAGAAACUUUAUACACAGAUUCCGUCUUUCCACUAGUAGAAAGUGUAUUGGAAGGAUACAAUGCAACUGUAUUUGCUUAUGGUCAAACAGGAUGCGGGAAAUCAUUCACUAUGCAAGGAAUUAAUACAACCGGAUCUUUACAACGUGGUGUUAUACCUCGAUCGUUUGAACAUAUAUUCGAAGCGUCAUCGGUAACAGCUGGCACCAAAUAUCUUAUUCGCGCAUCAUAUCUCGAAAUCUACAAUGAGAGCAUUCGUGAUCUUUUGGGUAAAGACGCGAAAGCGGUACUUGAACUCAAAGAACAUGUUGAUAAAGGUGUUUUUGUUCCGAAUUUAACAUGGCAUCAAUGUAUAAGUGUCAAGGAUUGCGAGCGUCUGAUGGAUAAAGGUAACAAGAACCGCGCGACUGGUGCUACCUUGAUGAAUAAGGAUUCAUCUCGAUCCCAUUCGAUCUUUACCAUUAUGACGGAAAUGUGCACGCAAAGUGAAUUGGACGGAAAAGAACAUAUUCGCGCAGGGAAAUUGAAUCUAGUCGAUCUAGCCGGCAGUGAACGGCAAUCGAAAACACAUGCGGAAGGUGAUCGUCUUCGUGAAGCGACUCGAAUUAAUUUAUCACUGAGUGCCCUGGGUAAUGUCAUAUCUGCCUUGGUUGACGGUCGCUCGAAGCACAUACCUUAUCGAGAUUCCAAAUUAACACGUCUGUUACAAGAUUCACUUGGCGGCAAUACUAAAACAUUGAUGAUUGCCGCUAUAAGUCCAGCACAUGAUAAUUAUGAAGAAACACUUUCGACAUUACGAUAUGCAAAUCGAGCGAAAAAUAUUAAGAAUAAGCCGCAUAUAAAUGAAGAUCCACGCGAUGCACAAAUGAGAAUCUUACAAGAAGAAAUCAAUCGUCUUAAACAAGAACUUCUCGAUGCUGGAAAUAUGAAUCGUGAAAUUCAAUCGUUUUCAUCCGAUGGAAGAGGUUCGCAAAUCAAAUACGAUGAAGAAAUUGAAAAAGAAAAGGAAAGAUUACGCACGGAAUUCGAACGUGAAGCAGCGGAAUUGCGUCGACAAUGCGAAGAAGAACGUUUAACAAAUCAAGAACUGCAACACAGAUACAAUGAUUUGAAAGAGCAAUAUGAUGGCGAUAUCAACGCUUUGGACAAACAGACUGCUCCGAGGAAAGGGAAAAAGAAAGACAGAUCUGGUAAACAAUCCAAUGAUGAAAAUGACCGUACACCAAGAGCGAUGAAUUCUGAAGAAAAACUGAACCGGUUAUACGAAUUAGAACAUAAGCUGAUCGGUGGAGAAGAAAUUAAUAAUGAAGAACAGAAAAAGAAGCGAAAAAAAAGAUUGAAUGAAAUGCGUGAAAAACAAGAACAACGCCAGUUAUUAACGAAAGCAAUCGAAAGCAAUGAUGAUGAUGUUAUGAUGCGCGUUUUUGACAAUGCUCAAGAAGAGUUGCACUUCACAUCUAAGCAACUCGAACAAUUACGUUUGGAAAAUAAACGUUUAAAACAAGAUAAUGAGGACUUACUACACGAAUUCGAAAGCGAUCGUCAGAACUACUUCAAUAUAAUGCGUGCUCAAGAAAAGCAACUGCUUCUCUUUCGUACAAUGCUUGAGAAGAUGAGUAGCGUUAUGGAACGUAAUUGUAAUUACAGCAAUCUCGAUAAGAUCAUUGAAAAAGCACGUUAUGACGAAGAAAGAAAUGUUUACUAUAUUCCAGAUCCCAUUCGAGAAGAAGUUCAAUUUCCUCAAGUAGCAAAUCUACCAGUGUCAGGCAGUAAUCGUAAUGCUCAAAAUGAUUUUCAUUCACCAUCGCCAUUGAAUUAUAGUUAUCAAAAUCAAUUUGCUAAUCUCGAUCCCGACGAAGUCGAGCGACGUUACGCACGGAAUACUGAUCCAUCAACUGUUCCAUUGAAUACAACACGGAAUAAACGACAAGAACAAUUAUUAAAUGAAAACGCUCUUUUCCAAAGUAUCAAAACACACCCAAGUCAAACGAAUGAUAAUGAUUAUUUCAAUCGUCGCCUUAGUCCUUAUGAAUCUCCAAUACCUCGACUUACCCGUCGGUACGGCCCGUCCGCAGAUAAAUAA